CAUGAAGCUCAAUAAUAAACAUGUCACUCUCCACAGUUCUCCCACUAAGAACUACACCCCACCACCAUCAACUACCUAACCUAAAGCAAAGGUGCUUCACUUCACUUCUUUUCUUAUUUAACCUAAACAUUCUCUUCUUUUUCACUCAUUCAUGAGAACAGACACACACACCCCAACACACUACACUACACUGCAGAAAUGGAGCUUCAAGACACUGCUGCAACUCGUGUAUCAAUUGGAUUUCCUCUCGGACUAGCCCUUCUCUUUGUCUGUUUACUCUUCAUUUGUGGAUUUUUCUGCUGCUGCUUACAUUGGAGCAAGCUUCAAUCUUUUCUUCACUCUCAUGGCAUCAUCAACAUUCAAUCUUUGCAACAGACUCAAAUGCAAUCAGAGCUGGCUUCCCCCUACCACAAACCAGCUUUUCCAGUUGUGAUGAUGAAGCAGAAUUAUGCAGAGAGUUUGCCUGUGCUGAUGCCGGGGGAUGCUGUUCCAAAAUUCAUUGCCACAGCAUGUCCAUGUCAGCCUCCAAGAGAUGAAAGGAUCACAAUCCAUGUGCAGAAGGAACCAUCCACUGAAUUUUGCAGUGGCAACUGAUACAGUUUCUGGUUUCAACUUUCAAGCCAAAACCUUGAACAAUUCAGGGUGGAAUAUAUAUAUAUAUAAAUAAGAACAUAUAUAUAUAUAUA
Molecule: messenger RNA, 686 nt
Organism: Vigna unguiculata (cowpea)
Lineage: Eukaryota; Viridiplantae; Streptophyta; Magnoliopsida; Fabales; Fabaceae
Source: RefSeq, a predicted model, not a curated record